Messenger RNA from Daldinia caldariorum, 1647 nucleotides. RefSeq names its product R3H-associated N-terminal domain-containing protein. Lineage: Eukaryota; Fungi; Ascomycota; Sordariomycetes; Xylariales; Hypoxylaceae. The transcript has 3 exons. The record is from RefSeq and is a predicted model, not a curated record. Bases 247 to 1329 code for a protein of 360 amino acids.
UCUUAUCCUAAAGAUAAGUACCUGUAAAGAAUGGGCUUUAUCACCAAUUGUCAGUCACGCCGCCAAAUUUUACUUAGGUACCUGUAGUUGAUUAAUUCAUAAUUCUUCAUUACAAGGUAUUAAUUAUUAUUUCCUCCAACAUUGUACUCACUUCCCAUCAAUUUUCUUUUCUUCCUUCAGGUACACAAGACGUAGAGCAUCAAGAUCUUGUUUUGUUUUAAUCUUAGCGGAGUCUUUUUUGUAGACAUGGCUAUCUAUAGUGCUGUCCCGGCCCCUCCGGAGUUAACCACCGCGGCCAACAAUUCGAGCACUUCGAACCAAGAACAGCAUCACCACCAUGAACAACAUCAGGCGUCACAUCAACCACCAGAUACGAAUCCUACAACGACAAAUCUGGCAUCCGGUUGGACUGAUAUCGAAUCAUGGACCAUAUCAGCACUCGAGUCUCUUAGUGUGUCACCGGUUGCUCGUGGGAUCGGUGCCCCACUCUCUAUUCCGCUGGAUGAGCACGAGUCUGUAGGGAAGACAGCUGUCACUAUUCAAGAACCUCGCCCCAAAUCUACUGCCAUUACUCCGCCAUCCCGUCCGCCAUCCCGCCGUGAUAGUCAGCGUAGACGAGAAGCACUCUUAAAGGGCAAAGAGGGCAGCCGACAGCGACGGCGUUGGGAAAAUGACCGCUUGAUGCAUGUGCCCAACGUACAACCUCCCCAGCCCUUUGACUGGGAGCCGCGUCCGCUACACCCCGUCAACCACGUCCCUUAUCAGAUUGCAGUUGUCUGGGACAGACAAGUUCGCGCUGAAGUCGAGGCGAAGAAGGCCAUCGCGACUCAUCGUAAGCAGAUGCAGACCAGGACUCUAGGCGAUACCCACGUGCCCGGACGAGUGCCCCGCGAGUUGUUUCAACGUUCGAAGAAAAUCCCCGCAGUCAAGACUUGGGUUCGCUUGCUCGAGGAACCCGUGCGCCGGUACCUCGUCGAGAAAGAGCUUGCCAAAGAACCUGUGGCAUCGGAGAGUGAGGAUACCGAUGAUGAGGAAAUAGUUUUCGUGGGCCGAGACGGUAGUACCCGGGAUGGCUGGAAGAAAGCAAAGCGAGAAACCAAGGGUAAGGCGGAGGACGAAGGGAUGAUCUUCGAUUCCUUGGGUAAUGAUGAUGCAGAUAGUGCAUUCAGACGAUGGAUUACGCAUUCCAUUUCUGAUUAUUACGGCCUCAACUCUCGCUCGGUCUUUAUGGGCAACCCAAAGCGAAAGGUAGUGUACGUACAAAUGAAGACCGGUCACGCUCCGCCAGUACUAUCUGCUCUCCCGCGGCCCCUUUGGGAGCUAUGCUGACGGAGCUCUUCGGCAUCGAGGUCCUCGGCAACUUCUACCUUUCCUUUCUCGUUUGUUGGAUCACAGACAGCAUCGGUAUAUUAUAAACGUACUCGGUUAAGACCGAUGUAGACUUGCAUAGUCGGACUUCCAAUAUAUUAGGCAGCUUCAAUAUUAAUCCACAAUCCAGCUCUUACAUCUAGGACGUUUCUGUCCCAGUUAGCUUAUAUAAGCAAUGAUGGUAGCAGUGCUAUUUCGCCCGAUCACUACGCAGGGUAGGUAGGUACUCAACCAAUCACAUAAUUAGGAUUCGGAGGAUCCUGAACUGCUGCCUUACCU